AUGAUUCAUGGCAUUGCUAGAGGACUUCUUUACCUGCACCGUGAUUCUUGUUUACGGCUCAUUCACCGAGAUCUGAAGGCAAGCAAUGUUCUCUUGGAUGAUGAUAUGACUCCCAAAAUCUCAGAUUUCGGCUUGGCCAGAACCUUUCAAGUGACUCAAGAACUGAACACUCAGAGAAUUGCUGGAACAUUCGGUUAUAUGUCACCUGAAUACGCCAUGGGUGGAGUAUUCUCUGAGAAGUCUGAUGUCUACAGCUAUGGCGUUUUGCUACUAGAGAUUGUCAGUGGCAGGAGAAACAGAGGAUUUUACCAUGAAAGGCAUUUGAACCUUCUUAGUUAUGCAUCACAGCUCUUAACUGAGAAUAAGGCACUAGAUUUAAUGGAUGAAACACUUUCUUCCUCAUUCUCCCCUGCGACAGUUCUGAGAUGCAUAUAUGUUGGCCUGCUUUGUGUCCAGGACCAUGCAGCUGAUAGACCAUCAAUGUCAGAUGUUGUUCUUAUGCUAAGUAGUGAGAUGGAUUUGCCGCAACCAAAGCAACUUGCAUUUAUAUUUCAAAGAUGGUUGGAUUCUGAGUCCAUUAACGAUAUUACUGUCUCAGUGGCAGAAGGGCGAUAA
Molecule: messenger RNA, 615 nt
Organism: Lycium barbarum (goji berry)
Lineage: Eukaryota; Viridiplantae; Streptophyta; Magnoliopsida; Solanales; Solanaceae
Product: receptor-like serine/threonine-protein kinase SD1-6
Exons: 3
Coding region: 1-615 (204 amino acids)
Biological process (GO): protein phosphorylation
Molecular function (GO): protein kinase activity; ATP binding
Source: RefSeq, a predicted model, not a curated record